UCCUGUGGUUUACCCAUAAUUCAAUACGUAGACAAUCCAAAAUGGCGACCAGCAUGGGUACAUUACGGCAUCUGACAAGAAAUGCGUUAAAAAUACCUCUACGGCAAAGCAUAAAAAGAAGACAGUAUUUGAGAUUAUCACUCAUGGACGUAAACUCGCGUACUUGUGGCCGAGUGGGCAUGAGUUCUCUAGCGGCCCCUGACGCCGACGAUUCGCAAAGACACUAUCCCAAUCACAUUAAGAAGAUCGUGGAUGAUAUCAGCAAGCUGACACUUCUAGAAGUAUCGGAACUCAACGAGCUACUAAAGGUCACUCUGAAAAUUCAAGAUGUACCCAUGAUGGCAGCUGGUGCAAUGGCCCCCCCAGCGGCUGCACAGGAGGCUGCUUCUGAGGAGGCAGAGAAGGAAGCAGAGCCAACAGAAUUCACAGUGAAGCUCACUGGAUUUGAUGCUGCUGCCAAAGUUAAAUUGAUCAAAGAGAUUAAAAACCUUAUUCCAGGAAUGAACUUGGUGCAGGCCAAGAAAUUUGUUGAAGGUCUUCCUCAGAAUGUAAGAGAGAAGGUGAAUAAAGAAGAGUCUGAACAACUCAAGAAAGCCUUGGAAGCUGCAGGUGGAACAGUUGAGAUUGAGACGUGAGAGCUGGCUCUUGAAAUAGCUGAUAAUAGUAAAGAGCUAAACAACUACCAUCUGUUUAGUUGGUAUUUUCAAACACUGUAUGGCAAAGUGCCAAAUAUUAAGCACUUUUUACCAAAGAUUUACAGUACCAAAGGUACUAGGAUCACAGAACUGCCUGUGGCACAAAUGGAUAACUGGAUAACACUCAUCUAAAAUAAAACGUUUUUAUUGCUUAA
This is a messenger RNA of Nematostella vectensis (starlet sea anemone), 850 nucleotides long. RefSeq names its product 39S ribosomal protein L12, mitochondrial. Lineage: Eukaryota; Metazoa; Cnidaria; Anthozoa; Actiniaria; Edwardsiidae. Gene Ontology annotation, biological process: translation. The transcript is spliced from 5 exons. Gene Ontology annotation, molecular function: structural constituent of ribosome. Bases 42 to 635 code for a protein of 197 amino acids. Gene Ontology annotation, cellular component: ribosome. The record is from RefSeq and is a predicted model, not a curated record.